Peronospora belbahrii is the source of this 798-nucleotide messenger RNA. NCBI's taxonomy places the organism in Eukaryota, Oomycota, Peronosporomycetes, Peronosporales, Peronosporaceae. The record is from the annotation of a GenBank genome assembly.
AUGAAGACACGAUAUCUGGGACAACGUGAAGCGCAGCGGUUGGAUGAGGAACUUAUGAGUAAUCGACACGGGUUUUCUCUUGAUCAAUUGAUGGAAUUAUCAGGUCUUAGUAUCGCUACAGCAGUUGGAAACGAGUAUCCCAGUACUGCAUCAAUGGAGAGAUUUCAACGUGUUCUUAUUGUUACUGGACCAGGAAAUAAUGGAGGUGACGCAUUGGUUGCAGCUCGUCAUUUAGUGCAUUUUGGCUACUUACCAAGUAUUUUAUACCCCAAGCGCAGUUUAAAGCCAUUGUUUCAGGGACUUGUGACUCAAUGUGAGCAACUGAAGAUUCCGUUUAUUGAAGACAUUCAGGACCCUUCGAGUGUGGAUGCGUCGUACGACUUGAUUCUGGAUGGGAUUUUUGGAUUUAGCUUUUCUGGACGCAUUCGCCCACCGUUUGAUCAUGUUGUCAGGACACUGCAAAAGUGUGAAACACCAAUUGUCUCGAUUGAUAUUCCAUCAGGGUGGCAUGUUGAGCAUGGAAAUGAAGGCGGUGUUGGCUUGGAACCACAGAUGUUGAUUUCUCUGACAGCACCAAAAGUCUGCGCAAAGUACUUUACCGGAACUGGCAAGUCCCACUACGUUGGCGGACGGUUUGUGCCAAAGUCGUUAGCGGAAGAGCUCAAUCUUGAGCUGCCAGAAUACCCUGGUGUAGAGCCCCAAGAGCUUCCAUUUUCUCUGUGUCAAGUCUUCAAUUCAAUACAGACUGAGAUGUAUGUUUUCUGGUGGUGUGUCAAGGCUGUAUGCAAGCAUGUGUGA